GGGCCGAGAGCAGAGUACCGCUUCAUUCCCUCUGCAGAACCCAGGCAGAAAGCUGCUCAUCACAGUGCACCAGAGACUGGUUCCCAGUCUCAUUGCUGAGACCACUGCAGCUGAAAAACUGGACCCACCGCGGCGGCAUGUGGACCUUCCAAUCAUCCUUUCCAGUUUAAUACGCGGAUCCCUUCCCAAGGUGAUAGUCUGAGGCAGACUGCAAGAUGCCGGAACAGAGCAAUGAUUACAGGGUUGUGGUGUUCGGAGCGGGAGGCGUGGGUAAGAGCUCGCUGGUACUGAGGUUCGUCAAAGGGACUUUCCGGGAGAGCUACAUCCCCACGAUUGAAGACACUUACCGCCAGGUCAUCAGCUGCGACAAGAGCAUCUGCACUUUACAGAUCACUGACACCACGGGGAGUCACCAGUUCCCGGCUAUGCAGCGCCUGUCCAUCUCCAAAGGGCACGCCUUCAUCCUCGUGUACUCCAUUACCAGCAAACAGUCCCUGGAAGAGCUGAAGCCCAUCUACGAGCAAGUAUGUCAGAUCAAGGGGGACGUGGAGAGCAUCCCCAUCAUGCUGGUGGGCAACAAGUGCGAUGACACCCUGAGGGAAGUGCAGGCCAGCGACGGCGAGUCCCAGGCCAAGCGCUGGAAGUGCGGCUUCAUGGAGACCUCGGCCAAGACCAACCACAAUGUCAAGGAGCUCUUCCAGGAGCUGCUGAACCUGGAGAAGCGCAGGGCCGUGAGCCUGCAGAUCGACGGCAAGAAAUCCAAGCAGCAAAAGAGGACAGAGAAACUCAAGGGCAAGUGUGUCGUUAUGUGAACUGUGGCCAGCCGAAUAGCAACAAAAUUACAGACCACCCCCCGCCCUCCCCCACCCACCGGACAACAAACUCCCAACCGAUCAGACUCAGCACAGAGAGGCCGGCACGGGGCAAAGUGACCCUGUGGCCGCCCCACAUGGGUUUAUCUCAAAGAUGAAACAUGUCCUCUUUUGUCCAUUGAGCCAAAAUUAAGUUUGCAAAUAUAACGUCCCAUUACAGAACUAUCAGGUUGCUAUGAUGGAAGAGGCGUAUAUUCGUAAUAAUUAAAUAGCUCAGCUCCUUGUUUAAAUGAUCUGAAUGCACCAUAAAUAUUUAUAUUCCAGUACAAGCAACUAAUAAAAGCACACUCAUUUUGACGUGUUCAGUCACUUUUUUUAUUUAAUAAAACAUAGGGGCAUAUUCACAACAAAUAGCACCUUAUUAAUGCAAGCAGAUAUCCAUUUUAGCAGAUUUUUUAAAAAAAUCGAUAGACAAAUAGUUUCAAUCAAUACAGUUAAAAGUCACGAUAACGGGCUAUUGAUUUAAGCUAUUUAUAUAAUAAAUACAUUUAACCUUGCAUGAGGUUUCACAUUAUAAAAUGCAUAUUCUGAAGUCAGUGCAGGAUGCUCAGUCCUGGUGAGUUUCUCAUUACAGCAUCACUUUUUCUCAAUUUUUCUUAAAGGCAAGGGAGGGGAUUGUGGGGGAACAAUCUAAUUAAAUAGCACAUGAUCUUGUACCUCUUAGUUCAUUUAGCAUAGCAUCAGUCAAUCAAUAAUAAAGAAAUGCAUAGCAACGUCGUUUUUAAACUGCAAGAUCCUUUCUUUCAUUUAUAAAUAAAAUGAAAAGUUUGUACGUCCAUGUAACCGGUUUUGUGCACUCAAUACACGAGCAAGGAAUUAUGACGCGGGGAAACUUACAAAUUAAAAAGCAAAAGGCAGGGGAAUUCGAUCUAAUGUCACUCGAUAUUGGAAGAAAGCUGGCAGAAGUUUAGAUAUAUUUAAAUAAAGUAUUGAUCCGACUGAGGGAAAUGAUAGUUAAUUUAUACAGACUUAUUCUUCCAAAUGCUCCACACCGAAAUAUCUUUUCCCCCCCGGAGCAACUUGCUAUGACAUAGAAAGAAAGCAAUUGUAUUUACUCUGUUCAGAAGCAUCAAAGUAUAUUUCAUUAUUGUUAUUUACAAAUGCCUGUACAUAAGUCAUCUGUGCCUCUAACUUUCUAUACUUCCUAUGCUGUAUAUUUCAAAUCGACAAUAAAAUAGUUGAGUUUA
This is a messenger RNA of Carcharodon carcharias (great white shark), 2059 nucleotides long. Its product is annotated as GTP-binding protein Di-Ras2. Gene Ontology annotation, biological process: signal transduction. Bases 216 to 812 code for a protein of 198 amino acids. The record is from RefSeq and is a predicted model, not a curated record. The transcript is spliced from 2 exons. Gene Ontology annotation, molecular function: GDP binding; GTP binding; GTPase activity. Gene Ontology annotation, cellular component: plasma membrane. Lineage: Eukaryota; Metazoa; Chordata; Chondrichthyes; Lamniformes; Lamnidae.